This is a messenger RNA of Bufo gargarizans (Asiatic toad), 6254 nucleotides long. RefSeq names its product ankyrin repeat and LEM domain containing 2 (gene ANKLE2). Gene Ontology annotation, molecular function: protein phosphatase 2A binding. The record is from RefSeq and is a predicted model, not a curated record. Bases 449 to 3292 code for a protein of 947 amino acids. Gene Ontology annotation, biological process: negative regulation of phosphorylation. Gene Ontology annotation, cellular component: endoplasmic reticulum. The transcript has 13 exons. Lineage: Eukaryota; Metazoa; Chordata; Amphibia; Anura; Bufonidae.
GGACCCAAAUUUGGAGUCGGCACCGUGUGUGUGGUAGUGUGCGGUACAGGGCCGCUCGGUAGAGCACGUACGAGUGACACUGACGCAGGCGGAGCGCGCACCUGAGGGAUGAGGAGACCCCUGUAGAGGCUUAUGAGAAGGUUUAGUGAUACCCCGGCGCGUGCAGGGUGUGGUGCACGUAGCUUAUACCCAGAGACUGGUUCGGCGGAUGAAUAAACUGCACUGGGUUGUGAUAGCACUGAUAAGUAGUUCCGGAGGUAAUACGUGGACCAGGGGUCUGCAUAGUCUCCUGAGUGAGGAGACCGCUGACGGGGAGAAUAACGUGCGCGUGUUGUGUUCUGGGUGCCGGUAAACGUAAUAUAGGAAGGAGGAGCAGCGGAGAACGCCCCCUAGCGGAGAGCACCGGACGAUUGGCGCUGGGAGUCGGAGAGAAAGUUGCUGCUGAGCCAUGUCCCUGUCUGAGCUCGUGUCCGGAUGGGACGCCUCCGUGGGCUACUCGGUUUUCCUGGCCUGUGUGGUGGUGACGGUGGGUUGGCUGUUCCGCCUGGCGAAGCGGAUUCUCCGGAGACAGUCCCCGGCACAGCCCGGCAUGGAGAUUCUGUCAGCUGAACAGAGCAUGGAGAAGCUUUUGAGCAACUUAAAGCUGCUGGAUCCAGAUGAGCUGCGACAAGAGAUAUUAAAAGCAGGAUUAAAGUGUGGGCCUAUCACGUCAACCACUAGAUGCAUAUUUGAGAAGAAACUAGCUCGUACUUUACUUGAACAGCAAGGCGUUGAUGUGGAUAACUUGAGCUCAAAUCAUGGGAGCGCUGUGUCUGAUAAUCCCCAAAAUGCAGCUUGUCGUCUGAAGGCCAACUACUCUGAAGAUAGGGACUUUGGAUACGAUGUAGGCUUAAACCCCCCUACUGAAGAGACCCUAUCCAGAAGAGACUUUGCAGCCUGUGGGAGUUCAGAAGUUGCUCACUCGUCUACCAAUUCCUAUUCUAAUGAUCCCCCUUUGUACUAUGCUGUGUGCCCUGUGUAUGAUGAAACACCGUCUAGGACUGAAAAUAUCCACAUUUACACUGAUAAAAAGGAAGCUCUACAGAUUGUCAAGAUGCUGAAAGGUUCCCGGUUCAAAUGGUUCCAGUCAAGAGAAGAUGCAGAAAAGUUUGCUAGAGGCAUAACUGACUACUGUCCAUCACCCAGCAAAUCAUCCAUGUCCUCGUCACCUGUGAAAGUUGCUUCUGCUGUUUUUAGAGAUGGGUUGUCUGCUCCGGAUGUUGAAAGCCUGAACAAAGAGAAAGCAAACAGCUUCAAGAGCCCCAGGACACAAGAUUUGACAGCAAAACUAAGGAAGGCUGUGGAAAAAGGGGAUCUAGCCACAUUUUCUGAACUUGUAUGGAGCAAUCCUCGUUACCUUAUAGGGUCUGGUGACAACCCAACUGUUGUCCAGGAAGGGUGUCGGUACAAUGUCAUGCAUGUGGCUGCUAAGGAAAAUCAGGCUGGGAUCAGUCAGCUUUUACUGGAUGCUUUGGAGAAUCCAGAAUUCAUGAGACUUAUGUACCCUGAUGAUGACGAGGUCAUGCUUCAGAAAAGGAUAAGAUACAUCGUUGAUCUGUAUCUAAACACGCCUGAUAAAAUGGGAUUUGACACUCCUCUGCAUUUUGCUUGUAAAUUUGGGAAUGCUGAGGUAGUUUAUGUGCUCUGCUCACAUCCUGGCAUCAUAAAGAACCCUAGGAACAAAUAUGACCAGACUCCGGAGCAGGUCAUAUGUGAACGAAGCAAAAAUAAAUCGCCAGAAUUCAAAGAAAAGAUUAGAGAAUGUCUAAAAGGCUAUUUUUAUGUCCCCUUAUUGCGUGCUGAGGAUAACUCUUCAUUUCCUGUCAUUGGUGCACCAUGGUCACCUGAGCAGCCUGAUAUUAUUUCUCAACCGCGGCACUAUGGCAGCCCGAAAGAUCCAUUGCUUGCCGUCAGAGCCUUUGCAGGACCGAUGAGCCCUUCUAAGGCUGAGGAUUUUAGAAGGAGAUGGAAGACUCCACCACGGGAAAGAGCUGGAUUUUAUCAUAAUGUCAGAAAAACAGACCCAGAGAGAGGCGAGGAGAGAGUUGGAAGGGAGCUUGCUCAUGAGCAGGAUGUCCCAUGGGUGGAAUAUUGGGAAUUCCUUGGUUGUUUUGUUGAUCUUUCUUCCCAGGAUGGUUUGGAGAAGCUUGAGGAAUAUCUUGGUAAAAAGGAAACAAGUGAGCGGAUGCAGCUUGAACAAGAUCAUGAGAUAUGCAACAAAUAUAAGACUCCAUCCCCAGCAGGAAAAGGCAAAAAAAACUGCAACUCUGUUUCUGUUGGAGCGUUUUUAGAUGAUGAAGACGAUAUGAGUCUGGAAGAAAUAAAAAACCGUCAGAAUGCAGCCCUGAAAAAUAGCCUGCCAUUGAAUUCUACUGAGACCAUCACAAUGCCAGAGUGCAUCAUGGAUACAACACCCCUGCAAAGCAGUAGUUGCAAUGAUGGGUCCAAGCUGGGCUACUGCAGUCCAUUAAAUAAUGACGUAAUCCUUCCUGGAGAACAUAGACGUCAGCAUUGUUUAGAGGAGGCAUUGCUAUCUCCUGUGUCCAAUCUCAUGGCAGAGUUUGAAAGACUGUCAUUGGCAGAUCUAAAAGAAGCCAACAACGAGUCUCCAAACGAGGAGUGUGGCAUGUCACAAAGAUUAAGUAGGGUGACUGUUUCUGAUGAUGAUGAUGAUCUAGACUCCAGCAGCCCUACAAUGAGUACAAAAUCAUCUGAGUUAAUGCAGACUGAUAAACCUUUUCACAGUUCUAUCCUGUUGGACCAGCCUUUAUCCCCAGGGACCAACAACGGGCCAUCCUCCUCAAUUUCUCUUUCAGGGUCUCCAAACAUGCAACUGGUCAUGAAAACACCACCUAAACACCAAAGUAAUAGGUUUCUGUUCCUUCUUGGGAAAGAGCCAACCAAGUUGGACAAUAAUGUGCUAUCAGCGGUAGAAAAUGUGGAGAUUGAUGCACAGAAAUAUCCAAGUAUCUCCAAAUGGAAGAAAUCCGUAUUGUAUUACCCCAGUACAGAACGACAGAGUUGGCCAAGCCCAGCAGUUAUGACCGGAAGGAACCGCUCUCUUAAUUUUGGUUGCAACUCCCCUGGUGGUAAUGGAUUUUCUACACCUGGAAGAAGCAGCCCCAUUCUGGGUAGCCCAGGCAAAUUCACGAACACAGCUGAUUUUUGCAGUCCAGGGAGGUAUAGUCCUGCAUACGCCAGUCACAUACAACUUCUUCGGUUGCGUCAUAUCUCGGACCAUUCUGGCCUUUGAAGAUGAAUUUUAAUGCAAAAGUGACCUAAACAAAGUGUUUCAAUACAUAAAACCACCUUCUGCUGUGCACCGGCACCUGAGCUAAUAGCAGUAUGACAAGGUUGAUGCAGCAAAUUGUGUCACUGUAGAAGAGUCUUCUGUGUCAGCGCUUUGCUUAAGGUUUUGGGGAUAAAAGAUGGAAGACCCAAUUCAUGGUGUUGGAACCUUUUUUUUCUUUUUUUUGUGUGACUCUUCAAUGUUUUAACAAAAAAAAAAAGCAAACAAACUGUAAUAGUCACAGUCAGGAAACUUGCCAGUGGGCUUCAUUGGCAUGCACGUCUCUUAGCUAACAAUAUGGUUUUAGAUUCCUAGUUAGUCACUAGCACUUGGCAAUAACUAGCAGUGUCUGACAUGUGUAGGGCUCUCUCAAAGUAACCCUACUGGAGUCUUUAUCCUUACAUUCUUGCACUACUGUAGUGUUUGAGCCCCACAGUUAUAAAGUCUGCUCUUGACAGAAGGUAAUGCAUAAUCCUAUGGUUUUGAUGGCCUUUCUAUGUUUUUUAUUUGCUUUGUUUUUAAGUAAUUGAAUAUUUGUCAUUUAAAAAAUUGGUUUUCCAGGCUAAAACAUGGUCGUUAUCCUUAAAGUAUUGGUUUAAUAUUAAACUUGGAAUAACUAGAAUGAUUGCCUGCGGUUUGAACACACUAAAUGUUAUCAAUCAUUUACAACAAAUAUUACUAUGUUGCAUCGCACAAAUGAACCUUCAGUGGUUUGUUUUGUAAUCUUUAGGUUAAUCCUGAAAGUUUAUUUAGUGUGUUUUCCAAACUGUGUUAUUUCUAAUGAGUGUUUUUGGCAAAUUAACCAAGUGUUGACUUAUCCAUUUACAUGUAGGAUAUACGAGAAAAUGGUGCCAGUGUACUGCUGGUAAGUCCUUAUGACUAGUUGUCUUCUGAGGAGGCAGCGUUCAUAUCCGUAACAUCAAUAUCUGUUCUGUUCCGUUAUAGGAGCAGAACACCAAAAAUACCUGAAUUGUCAGACCCAGCACAUAACUGAUAUGAAUGGCAUUGAAUGAACUCCCAUUGAGAAUAAUGGGGUCAGUCAGGCUUUCGUUUGUGUAUCGUACUGCACAGAAUAGUUCUGCACUGCAGAACUGUAGUCCAUGCAAGACCUGCGAUGGAUGCUCUGAACAAAGCAUCCUGACACGGCCUAACAUGUAGAGCACCAGAAUGAAACAUGGUACAGAAAUAACAUCAUAAUCUCACCACUUUCUGUGUGUAACAGGUUUUUGUUUGUGUUUUGCUUCUAUGUUCACAAAUAUACACCAGGACAGAAGUUUGGUUUUGAUUUUACAUCCUGCUGAUUAGGGGUCCAAUGUCCUUCUUGAGAUAUGGACUAAAAGCCUUUCUUUAAGGGGAAACUGUCACCAUGAAAAUACAGUGUAAUCUGCCAGCAGCAUGAUAUCAAGCCAGAGCAGUGCUGCAGAUUGGUAUAUAGGAAGAGACUUUAUCAAAAUUGGUCUAAGGGAAAAUUGGCUUAGCUGCCCAUAACAACCAAUCGGAUUCCAACUUCAUUUUUCAGAGCUCCUUUGGAAAAUCAAUGAUAGCAUCUGAUUGGUUGCUAUUAAAGGAAAGCUGGCUUAGUUGGCCAUAUCAGUUUUGGUAAAUGUCCCCCAGUUUUUUUUAUAGGAAAUGAUUCAUUGCAUAAGGCCCCCUUUACGCUGCUCAGUUAAGCAGACAAGGGAAGCGUUACUUCUCGGCAAGCACCUGCUCAUUGGUGAAGGAGACUGCUGCUAUUACAUGCAGUGAUCUCCUCCACAGUAUGGGGAGGAGCGAUCGCCAAUCCCAUCACUCAUUCCCAUACAGAAUAAUUGUUUGCUGACAGCAAAUCGCUAUUUAGACGAUUUGCUGUCAGCAACAGAUUUGGUGUCUCAAUGAAUAUUACUCUAUGUUGUUAAUCAGGUAAUCCGGUGGCAGUUUUACACAGGCAGACUAUCACUAAUGAGCUUGUUAGUGAUUACCAGAAUAUCAGGCAGUGUAAAGCAGUCUUUAAUCUUUUGCUACCGAACACAUAUAUCUAUAUCUAUCUAUAUAUAUAUAUAUAUAUAUAUAUAUAUAUAUAUAUAUAUAUAUAUAUAUAUAUUUUUAUUUUAUUUUUUUAUUUUUUUUUUUAUCUGCUCAGCUCCUCCUGCUCUAAAGUACACUGCGUGCAGCUCAGACACCAUGUUGCUAUAAUAUGUUGUUUAAAAAGCAGUUACAUUUCUGACAGAAAAAUAACUAGGAUUUUUGCACUAUUUAUAUCAUCUUGUUGAUUUUGUUACUUGCUGUAAAUACAAAGGUCUGAUUAGGCCAGUAUUAAUUACAAAAUAUUCAGUUUAUUUUUUUCCACCAUGGCAUUGCUAAGUACAGUCUAGGAUUCACAAAUCAUAGUUAAUUCAAAUCUUACUCUUAAAUGCCAGAAGUCUAUACUGAUAGCUGAUCAUAGUAUUCUCUUCUGCAUUGUAUCCUUGGCAGCCUUUUAAGAAAAUAUAGAUUUUAAAAUCAAUUAAACUUCCUACAGAUCAGCUGUUUGAAGAGAAGGGAUCGCUUCUACAAGCGCUGCCUUCUCUUCUUUGUUUACCUGCUCGCUGCAUCAACUGCAGAGGCGAGUAGUCUAAUUGCAACUAUGGCUUACUUAUUCACUUCUAUGGGACAGCUCUAGUCUGUUCAAAUGAAUAGGACAGAACUGUCCCAUAGAAGUGAAAAGGAAUGCUAUAUGUUAAAGGAAAUAUUAAUUAAUAUUUUGUAUUAAUAUCAAUAAUCAUAAAUAGGCGUGAGUUGUCUGAUUACUCUGCCUAUUUAGACUAUAAAUACAAAUACUAACCUCCUUGUUGCACACACUUUUCCUGAACUACGUGCGAAUUACAACUACGAUAUACUACAGCGGCGACUACUACAAUAAAUGACUAUUCGCUGCACUUUGAAUAAUAAAAGGAAUUUAUUAAAACAA